AUGGACGUCGUGGUCAACUUGGUGACCGGACCUUUCAAGGAAAUCGUCGAAAAGGGCACUGUCGCGCUAGAUAAUGCGGGCGACAACAAGGAGAUGGUCUCCGAGAGCCAGAAGCUGAUCAAGGGCGCCGAACGCAUCCUCAAAAUCAUCGAGCCGCUUUGCGCUCGGCACUUGGAGGAGCAUGGCGUGAACUUUACCAACGCGCUCAAAGAUGACAGUAGGAGCACCGACGGGCCCAGGCUUCUGGAGCAUUUGACUGACUGUGGGGUAGACGAGAUCGCCGAGUACAGGUCGCAGAUGACUGACAUGCUGUGGGACUUUGACGAAGAAGUCGUCGGGGAGGAAACAUUCGACAAGGAGAAAUACGUUGAACUGCGGGAGCUAUGUAAAAAGGCCGGGCUUGGGACCGGAGAGAUAUUGAAGAGGAUGAAACUUGAGGCAGCACCACAGGAGCUGUCACUCGUCCCGGUCAUUGCGACGUCGCCUCCGGCCGUGACUGUCGCCUUGGACCGGGGCCUGGAAAACGAAAAUCUCUCCGAGAAACAGCUCCAUGGCGAAGGGAAAGCCCUUCAGGCGAGCCCCAUGUUAGAGGAGGAAGUAGCGGAGCCGUCGCCGCCGCCGCCGCCGCCGCCACCGACGAACCCGUGGGAUCUCGGAGCAAGCCUGGCCAUUGAAUCAGGGUUGGAGGUAUCGAUGGACGAGCAUAUCGAGCGCCGGCCGCCCGUCUCUACUAUGAGCUCCCCGGUCUCCGAGCCAGCUAGUCCGGUGGAUAUGAAAAGACUGUCUCACAGUUCCAGUCGGCGGCUGGACAUCCCUGUUGACCGUAUGCUACCCGAAGAAGAGCGCUAUCACCAAAUGAGUCCCCAGGAUAUCUCACGUUCCCCUAUUUCGCCCACGGACAGAAACUCUCUCGUUGUGCGGGGGCAAGCGUCGUCCUCGACCGCCCUUGGCGUGGUGUCCGAAGACCAACCGGUACAGCCUGGAAAUGCGCCGUUGUCACACCGCUACUCUCAAGCAAGCUCAAUCUACUCUCAUCUCUCGAGGCAGCGUUCUCAAGAGUCGCUACAAAGUUCUGUUUUUGACGGCAGGAGGAACGAUGGAUCUAACAGUCCAGCGAUGACGGAGCAUCGUAUCUCCUCGGCUUCUGGUCAUGACGCGCAGCCUGGCCAGAUUUCCCGGGGCCCUAUCGUGCCCCCAAACUUCCCGCCCGGUAUCCAUGACGGCAUCGAAAGGGUGCCGUUGGUUGUGAACGAUGGCGAAGGGCUGAUUCCCGUCGAGUCGGAGUCGUCGGAGAUUAUCAUUCCUCCAUCAAGGGUGUCGAGCAGACCGGCAGAUUGCAGGAUUGGUCUGAGCAGCUCCUUUUACCUGUACAAGGGGUUCUGUGAGGGUGCGAAAGAGGUGGCUCGGGGGAGUCUUGGGAUCAAGAAGAUCACGAAGCCUGGAUUCGCCGGCGGCCACGACAUUGCCAGGUGCACCAGUUGUUCCUACGAGCUCGAUUUCAGACAAGUUGAGCUGGAUGUCAACAAUACAGAAGAAGCAAAUUUCGUCUCACACAAGAUCGCCUUCCGUCCACGCUUCCUCCAAAAGAGCCAUGUCGCCACCAAACGCGGCGACGAGCUUCUCUACGGCUGCGUCUUCUGCGUCCAAGCACAGCGGACUCUCGAAGAGUGCGACGCCACCGUCUUCUUCAGCCAGAGGAAGCUCUUCGACCACUUGGCCCGGCACCCUCGCCCGUUGCCGCAGGUGCCAGGCAUCAUUGCCAUCGAGGAGGCCGAGAUCCCGCCCAGCUUGCGCAACAACUACGACCUGCAUUUCCGGGCACCGCCGCAGGAGAGCCCCCUGGCAGGUAAGCAGACGGAGAUUGCGCAGCGACCCACGGCAACGGCGAAGCAGACGGUGAAGCGCAUGUACGGGAUGCGGCUGCUGUACGACAACACGCCGGCGUUUGAGCUCGCGAACGGGGCGAGGAUCUCGGGGAUCGAGUUCCCGGAGAAAUACAAUGGUGAGUGGGUGAUGGGGUGGCACGAGGGCAAAUUCGGGUCAGCGCCGCUGGACGUGUUGAAGCUGGAGCCGCCGCCCAAGAGCGAGGUCCGAAUGGACACAACGAGCAACAUCUCGGCUGUGGCGAGGUGGAGAUUUGCGCCGCGGCCGAAGGACGGCGGGGAUUGGUUGCGGUUCGACCGGGGAGAGAGGAUCACCAACAUCAGCUGGGCCUGGCAAGACCAUUGGUGCUGGUCCGGCACCAACGCCAAGGGCGUCUGGGGCAUCUUCCCGCAAACGCACGUGGACGGUAACACCAUGCGCGAGACAUCGGAUGGGUCGAGCGUGUCGAGCGGCGAGCGGCGGAGGCGUGCCGAGGGCUUCUUUGGGAGGCUCGCGAGCAACCGCAAGAUGUCGUCACAGAGGACAUCCAGCGUGGCCGAGGUCGUAGUCUCUUCGGGACCACGGCCGUCGGUAUUUUAG
Messenger RNA from Colletotrichum destructivum, 2463 nucleotides. Its product is annotated as Putative SH3 domain-containing protein. Gene Ontology annotation, molecular function: protein binding. The coding region runs from base 1 to 2463 and encodes 820 amino acids. The record is from RefSeq and is a predicted model, not a curated record. The transcript is spliced from 5 exons. NCBI's taxonomy places the organism in Eukaryota, Fungi, Ascomycota, Sordariomycetes, Glomerellales, Glomerellaceae.